This is a messenger RNA of Chelmon rostratus (copperband butterflyfish), 2242 nucleotides long. RefSeq names its product phosphatidylinositol glycan anchor biosynthesis, class C (gene pigc). Lineage: Eukaryota; Metazoa; Chordata; Actinopteri; Chaetodontiformes; Chaetodontidae. Gene Ontology annotation, biological process: GPI anchor biosynthetic process. The transcript is spliced from 3 exons. Bases 140 to 1024 code for a protein of 294 amino acids. Gene Ontology annotation, cellular component: glycosylphosphatidylinositol-N-acetylglucosaminyltransferase (GPI-GnT) complex; membrane. The record is from RefSeq and is a predicted model, not a curated record.
GACAGACAGUCGACAGUGGCUUUUUACCAGUCCAACAACAGGGGGCGCUAUAACCCUAAUUAACAGCUUUACUUCCGGGAUGAGGACAUGAUGAGAUUGUAGCACUGCUGCCGACCGAACAAAAUCCCAUCCCAGUGUGAUGGGGCCAGACAGUGCACCGGGUCCAGCUGUGCCCUGGCGGAAGGUGCUGUGGGAGCGCCAGCCGUUCCCUGAUAACUAUGUGGACCAGCGGUUCCUGGAGGAAUUACGGAGGAAUGAGGGCAUCCGGCAGUACCGCUACUGGGCUGUGGUAAAAGAAGCAGGCUUUGUGGGACAGCAGCUGUCCUGUGUGGCCAUUUUUAUCACCCUCUGGCUCUACAUGGAGCAGGGUCUGCUGUCCCCUGAGAGGCUGUUGUGGACCAGCCUUGCCUGCGCCCUGCUGGGUUAUGGACUUCAUCAAGCUUUGACGUCUCAACUGGAAUCAGGCUGUGAGCUCCGGACCCGUAUGGCCGACUUACAGAGUGCCACUAUUUUUCUUUCCUUCACUUUUGGCUUCUCACCAGUUCUAAAGACACUAACAGAGUCUGUGAGUACCGACACAGUGUAUGCUAUGUCUGCUAUGAUGAUGCUUGCCCACCUGGCGUCAUUCCCUUACGCCCACCCCUCACCCCCUGGCAGCCUAUCCCUAAACGCAGCCCUGUUUGCCUCGGUGUGUCUAGCCUCCAGAUUACCUGGGGCUCUGCACACCUUCGCCAUGCUCAGCUGUGCCCUGCUGGUGUUCGCCCUGUGGCCCUGCCUGCUGCAGAGACUGAGGGAAAGCGCCCCCAGCCAGUUUACUGGGUUGUGUGUGGGAGUGUGUAUCGGAGGAGUGGGUGGUCUGGGGUCCCAGUGGCCAGGGGGAGCUGUGCUCUUAGCCCUGGCCUUAGGGAGUGUAACUUUGCUCUGCCCGCUGCUGCUAGUCAGGCUGCAGAGGCACAAAGACAACAUCCAUGGACCCUGGGAUGAGGCUGAGAUUCAUGAGGACCUCAGCCACUUCCUUCACUAAUGGACAGAGCGAAGAGGAGCAGAUGGUGCUCCUGACUUCAGUUACAUUGGAAGUGUAAGCCAACUAUUAAUUUUAUAUGAAUGAAUUUACAGUCAGUCUGCAGUAUUGAUAUUGGUGCUGUACAACGAAACUGACAAAUGUUAAUUCUUUUAUCAUUGGUUCACAUCUGUCUGGACAGCCAAGGCAACUUCUUAGAUCAAGCAUGUCCAAACUAUUCCGUAUUCUAUUCCCAUGUGGCUGCAGGUUUGGACAUGCCUGUCUUAGAUGUUUUAAAGGUUCAAGCUGCUAUUGUCUUAGAAGUGUUGACCUUAGACUUUGUAUAGAAGGUAUCAGCUAAUGUGCAAUGCUGCCUUACACUACUGGACACAUUCUGAUGCUAUGCACCAAUCUGAAAUCAGUGAUUUUUUAAAAAAUAAUCUGUGGGAGAUGUUUCAUGUGUUGUGAUUGUGUUCAGUAUGUCUUUGAAUUAUGUUAAAAUUAAACAGAAUUACAAAUGUAUAUUUUAAAGGGUUUUGCAAUAAAGGUCUCCUCAGUGAAAGUUAUGUAAUCAAAUAUUCAUUCUUAUCUAGACUUCAGUGGCUGUAAAACAAUAAUGAAAUUAUAUAUCAAAGUUAUUGUCAAUGAUGCUCGUUUUAUCUUAGACCACUAAAUUUGUGACGGAGAAACUGAAUUUUGGCAGAAUGCUAAGUUUUCAAACUGUUUUCUCUGGCGGGUCGGUUUGCUUGUUAACAAUGAAAAUAAUGAGCUUUUAUUUGAUUUUAUUUUUCUUAACCUAACUGCUCCUUUCUAAUAAUGUAGUAUUGCACAGGUCAGCCAGGGAGAAGUCAAGCAUAACAAGCUCUUGCUGAUCCUACAGGGCAGAAAACUGCUGUCUCUCUCUGGACUGUCCACCAUGUUGCGUUCCCGGCCACACCCCACCCCGUGACAUCAGAUUGGCGGGCUCGGUUGAUGAAAAACACCUGUUGCGAAGGUCAUGCUGCUUUAAAACCCUCAGCCUAUAGAGAGCACCACAGCAGCAGUUUUCUGCCCCGUCCGAUGUAUUGAUUUAAACAGGAAAACAGUGUUCAGUAUUUAGUGAGAGGAAGAGUGGAACUGUUGUAGCUCAUGUUUAUGUUCCUUAUUUGUUUGUUUUUGUUUCAAUGAUGUAAAGACCAGCUAACAUUACAUCAUCCUGUCUUCAUUCUGGCUCCAACUUCAAUAAAAUAAAACCAAACCAGA